This is a messenger RNA of Archocentrus centrarchus (flier cichlid), 1083 nucleotides long. RefSeq names its product gastrin-releasing peptide receptor-like. The coding region runs from base 1 to 1083 and encodes 360 amino acids. Gene Ontology annotation, cellular component: plasma membrane. The record is from RefSeq and is a predicted model, not a curated record. Gene Ontology annotation, biological process: G protein-coupled receptor signaling pathway. Lineage: Eukaryota; Metazoa; Chordata; Actinopteri; Cichliformes; Cichlidae. The transcript is spliced from 3 exons. Gene Ontology annotation, molecular function: neuropeptide receptor activity.
AUGUCGCUGGAGGAUCAGUUCAUGUUAAGCCCUGAGGACAGCACAGUUCUGCUUCUGAAUGUUUCAAAAAUAUUUGGCGACUCAGGAAGAGAGCAGCACCGUUACAGCAUCUGGCUCCCUGGUAUCGGUAUCGCUGCCAUCUACGGGAUUAUCAUCAUCGUGGGGCUGGUUGGAAAUGUCACUUUAAUGAAGACGUGUCUGCUGGUGAGGUCCAUGCGGACGGUACCCAACUUGUUCCUGUCCAGCUUGGCUUUGGGGGACCUGCUGCUGCUGGUGACCUGCGCCCCGGUGGACGCCAGCCGAUAUUUGGUGGACGAGUGGCUCUUCGGCCGAGUUGGAUGCAAACUGAUCCCGUUCAUCCAACUGACCUCGGUGGGAGUCUCCGUGUUCACUCUCACUGCUCUCUCCGCUGACCGGUACAAGGCCAUCGUCAAACCACUGGACAUCAACAAGUCCAGUGCUGCUCUCAGCAUCAGUUUACGGGCGGGGAUGAUCUGGCUGCUCUCGGUGACUCUGGCUGUACCAGAAGCCGUCUUCUCAGACCUGCACACCUUCACCACCAGCCACACCAACGAGACGUUUGUGACCUGUGCUCCUUACCCGCACGCGGGGGGGCUGCACCCCAAGAUCCACUCUACCGCUUCAUUCCUCAUCUUCUACAUCAUUCCCCUCUUCAUUAUAUCUGUCUACUACUGCUUCAUCGCUCGCAGUCUGGUCAGGAGCUCUGCAGACAUCCCUGCUGAAGGACACCUGCACCUCCAGAAACAGAUCAGGUCCAGGAAGCGUCUGGCCAAAACUGUGCUGGUGUUUGUCGGCUUGUUUGCACUCUGCUGGCUCCCCAGUCAUGUGAUCUACCUGUACCGCUCCUACCACUACGACCAGGUGGACACGUCGCUGGGCCACUUCAUCGCCAGCGUGUGCGCUCGCAUCUUGGCCUUCACCAACUCUUGCGUGAACCCGUUUGCUCUGUACCUGAUGAGCAAAAGCUUCAGCAAACACUUCAAAAAGCAGCUGCUGUGCUGCACCUCUCCCAGUGAGCUGCACAGCCAGAGCAGCAGGAGUACAAACGUAACGACCGUCUGA